AUGCUUUCAGCAACUAAACAAUCAUUUAGGACUUUACAGAUAAGAACAAUGUCUACGAAUAUCAAGCACUACGAUUAUCUCGUUAUCGGGGGUGGCUCAGGAGGUGUUGCUUCCGCAAGGAGAGCUGCAUCUUAUGGUGCGAAGACCUUACUAGUGGAAGCUAAGGCACUUGGUGGCACCUGUGUUAACGUGGGUUGUGUCCCUAAGAAAGUCAUGUGGUAUGCUUCUGACCUGGCUACUAGAGUAUCUCAUGCAAAGGAGUAUGGAUUAUAUCAGAAUCUUCCAUUAGAUAAAAAGCAUUUGACUUUUAAUUGGCCAGAAUUCAAGCAGAAAAGGGACGCUUAUGUCCAUAGAUUGAACGGUAUAUACCAGAAGAAUUUGGAUAAAGAAAAAGUGGAUGUUGUAUUUGGAUGGGCCAGGUUUAAUAAGGACGGUAACGUUGAAGUGCAGAAAAGAGAUAAUACCACUGAAGUCUACUCGGCUAAUCAUAUUUUAGUCGCAACCGGCGGAAAGGCUAUUUUCCCUGAAAGCAUACCAGGUUUCGAAUUAGGAACCGAUUCUGACGGGUUCUUCAGGUUAGAAGAGCAACCCAAGAAAGUUGUUGUCGUUGGUGCUGGUUAUAUUGGUAUUGAGUUAGCAGGUGUUUUCCAUGGGCUAGGCUCCGAAACGCACUUGGUCAUUAGAGGUGAAACUGUCUUGAGAAAAUUUGAUGAAUGCAUCCAGAGCACCAUUACCGACCAUUACAUAAACGAGGGCAUCAAUGUUCAUAAACUAUCCAAAAUUGUUAAGGUGGAGAAGAAUGAAGAAACCAACAAAUUGAAAAUACAUAUGAAUGACUCAAAGUCCAUUGAUGACGUUGACGAAUUAAUUUGGACAAUUGGACGUAAAUCCCAUCUCGGUAUGGGUUCAGAAAACGUAGGUAUAAAGCUGAACUCUCAUGACCAAAUCAUUGCUGAUGAAUAUCAAAAUACCAAUGUUUCUAACAUUUAUUCUUUAGGUGACGUUGUUGGAAAAGUUGAAUUGACUCCUGUCGCCAUUGCAGCAGGUAGAAAGUUAUCUAAUAGAUUGUUUGGUCCUGAGAAAUUUCGCAAUGACAAACUUGAUUAUGAAAACGUCCCCAGUGUAAUAUUUUCACACCCAGAAGCCGGUUCCAUUGGUAUUUCUGAGAAGGAAGCCAUUGAAAAAUACGGUAAGGAGAAUAUUAAAGUCUACAAUUCUAAAUUCACCGCUAUGUACUAUGCUAUGUUGAGUGAAAAAUCGCCUACAAGAUAUAAAAUUGUCUGUGUGGGGCCAGAUGAGAAGGUUGUCGGUCUGCACAUUGUUGGUGAUUCCUCUGCAGAAAUCUUGCAAGGGUUUGGUGUUGCCAUAAAGAUGGGUGCCACCAAGGCUGAUUUUGAUAAUUGUGUUGCUAUUCAUCCAACUAGCGCAGAAGAAUUGGUUACUAUGAGAUGA
Molecule: messenger RNA, 1452 nt
Organism: Saccharomyces paradoxus
Lineage: Eukaryota; Fungi; Ascomycota; Saccharomycetes; Saccharomycetales; Saccharomycetaceae
Gene: GLR1
Product: glutathione-disulfide reductase GLR1
Exons: 1
Coding region: 1-1452 (483 amino acids)
Biological process (GO): cellular response to oxidative stress; cell redox homeostasis; glutathione metabolic process
Cellular component (GO): mitochondrion; cytosol
Molecular function (GO): flavin adenine dinucleotide binding; NADP binding; glutathione-disulfide reductase (NADPH) activity
Source: RefSeq, a predicted model, not a curated record